Messenger RNA from Arachis ipaensis, 1619 nucleotides. RefSeq lists its product as uncharacterized. Gene Ontology annotation, biological process: transmembrane transport. The record is from RefSeq and is a predicted model, not a curated record. NCBI's taxonomy places the organism in Eukaryota, Viridiplantae, Streptophyta, Magnoliopsida, Fabales, Fabaceae.
UAGUUUUUUAUAUAUAUUUAUUUAUUCUCUCUCUUUUUUUAUCCUUUUUUUUAAUAUUCUUGUUAAUGUUGUCUUCCCCGAAUCAGAAGGUGCGGUUGUUUUUCUGAAGUCCCUACGGGGACACCCGAUAAAAUUGGUGCUCUCUUUCUUAACCUUUCUCUUCAUUUUCCCUUCAGAGAACACAGAUCUACAUACCCUUUUUUUUUGUUUUUUUCUUUUCUUUUUCUUCUUAACAGGAAAAAACAAAUGGCUGGAAAUUCAACUUCUAAUAAUUCGGCAGCUUCAGGAACUAGUAAUAUUAAUGGGAAUGGUGAGAGGCAAAGUUGGGCUACAUCACCUUCCACUGUCUUCAAUCAUUUUGGUACAAGUGGACUUUCUGUGGCAGUUGCAACUGCAAUCACUCACCCUUUAGAUGUAUUGAAAGUAAGGCUGCAGAUGCAACUCGUUGGCCAGAAAGGUCCUUUGACUGGAAUGGGACAAUUGUUUUUAAGUGUGGUGAAAAACGAAGGACCAAAGUCUUUGUAUUCGGGCUUGACACCUGCACUAACAAGGUCAGUUCUUUAUGGAGGACUACGCUUGGGCUUGUAUGAACCCUCUAAGCAUGCUUGUGAUGUUACUUUUGGCUCCUCCAAUGUUUUAGUUAAAAUCGCUUCUGGCAUGUUUGCUGGUGCUAUUUCGACUGCACUCACCAAUCCAAUUGAAGUUCUUAAGGUGCGUUUGCAAAUGAAUCCAGAGAUGAACAAGAGUGCCGAUAGUGCUGCCUUGACUGCAUCGCAGCUUGCUACAUACGAUGAAACCAAGCAGCUUUUAGUCAGGUUUGCAUCUCUUGAAGAAGGAUUCCAUCUACAUCUGAUCUCAAGCACAGUUGCCGGCAUUUUGAGCACCAUCGUAACUGCUCCCAUAGAUAUGGUAAAAACUCGUCUCAUGUUGCAACGUGCAUCGAAAGGUUCUAGGCUCUAUAAAAGUGGAUUUCAUUGUGCAUACCAGGUCCUACUUACAGAGGGUCCAAUGGCACUUUACAAAGGGGGCUUUGCGAUAUUCGCAAGAAUCGGGCCACAAACAACAAUUACAUUUAUAUUAUGUGAAGAGCUAAGAAAACUUGCUGGAUUGAAGGCAAUCUAGUACCAUAAACCAACUUUGAUUAGAAUUAUUCUUGAUAAGUGCUGAAGAAGCAAGCUACUCUUCUUAGUUCUUGCAAACAAGUCCAUUCUUUUAGAUAGAUUUUUAUUCUUAUAGUUUUGAUUGGUGAUUUGAGGUACAUACCCCAGAGAACAAGAUCACAUUUUUUUGACUGGCAAUCAGGUAAAUUCUUUUAAGGGAUCCAUUCUAAUCUUAGUAUGUUGUUGUUAUUGUUAUCGUCGUCGUUGUCGUCAUCUCCAUUGUUUUGCUGGAAUAAGUUCCAGGGUAGUUACUAGUAAAGGAGUCUGGGGUUGUUUUGGUUCCAAGUUCCAACCCUUCUAUUACUAUGAUCAUUGUAUUACAAGAGGGUACUCUUGUUUUUGUAUUAUUAUUGUCAUUAUUACUGUAAUAACAUCACUGUAAUAUAGAAAUUACAUUAGUCACCUGCCCUCAAAAAAGAAGGGUUGAGUGAGAUUCAAUAUUAUUUUUUUGCAUAUUAA